AUGCCUGGCGUGAAUUCAGAGCCCAAGAAGCUCGAAGGUUAUGACUUUUAUUGCCAGGUACUCGGAAGCCCCAAAUAUGUCGUCGCACCUAUGGUUGAUCAGAGCGAACUGCUGGUCUACACACCCAUGAUCAACGCCAAGGCAUGUAUGCGCUACGCUGGUCCUCAUAACAUCCUCCUAAAUCAUCAUUACCAGAUGUUUGCAGAGGGCGCACGCAAGGGGUACCGUGAUCAAAACUUCAACAUCACCUUGGGCGAGGAGGGCGGACCCGAGGACCGACCACUCAUCGUCCAAUUCUGCGCAAACAGCCCGGAACAGCUGCUCAAGUCCGCAAAGGUUGUCGAGCCGUACUGCGACGCAGUCGAUGUCAAUCUCGGAUGUCCUCAAGACAUUGCUCGUAGGGGACACUACGGGUCGUUCCUGCAGGACGAGUGGGAUCUGAUCUAUGAACUCAUAAAUACGCUGCACAGAAAUCUGUCGAUCCCGGUCACGGCGAAGUUCAGGGUAUUCCCUACGGUGGAGAAGACGGUCGAGUACGCUAAGAUGCUCGAGCGUGCUGGCGCCCAGAUCCUGACCUGCCACGGCCGCUUGCGUGAGCAGCGUGGACACAACACUGGCCUCGCGGACUGGGAGAAGAUCCGCGCCGUCAAGGAGGCUGUCUCCAUCCCUGUCUUCGCCAACGGCAACGUCCUCUUCCACUCCGAUAUCGAGCGCUGCCUCGCCGCGACGGGCGCCGACGCCAUCAUGUCCGCCGAGGGCAACCUCUACAACCCCGCUAUCUUCUCCCUCGCGCCCUCCCUCGCGGACGCCUCCACCUCCACCUCCACCUCCACCUCCGCAUCUGCAUCCUCCUCCGCCCCCUACCUCACCGGCCUGCACCCGCGUCACACCCACCUCGCCCUCGAGUACCUCGCGAUCGUGCAGGCGCAGCGCACGCCGACGUCGCCCAGCGCAGUCAAGGGCCACCUCUUCAAGCUCCUGCGGCCCGCCCUCGCCCGCGCACCGGACCUGCGCGAGCGCCUCGGCCGGGUGCGCGCGGAGAAAGGCGAACCCCCGCGCGCCGCGUUCGUGCGCUACGCGGACGUCGUGCGCGAGCUCGACGCGCGCCUGCAGGAGGACGUGCGCGCGGCGGGAGAGCGCGGUCUCGAGGAGCUCGUGGUGUGGGAUGCGGCGGCAGCGCUGCCGCUCCUCCCGCACUGGCUCGCACAGCCAUACUUCCGACCUCUGCAGCCUGACCCCGCAGAGGGCGCGCAGGCAAAGGGCAAGCAGAAGGCGCAGGGCGAUAGUCUGUCUGCCGCUGCCGCCGACGGCGAGGCUGCGCCAGGCGCUGCGGACACGGCCGCAGACGCAGAAGAUGUGCUGUUUGCUGCGUCCAAUGCCCCGGACGGCGCGCCGCAGCGUCUGGACGCGCAGGUCGCCGGCGCUGGUGCAAAGCGCGCGAGCGGCGCACGCACGCCCGAUCCCGACGACCCGGUAGGCGCGGAAGACGCAAAGCGGACGAAGCUGGAUGGUGCUGCAGACGGGGCGAUAGUUGCUGGAUAG
Postia placenta MAD-698-R-SB12 is the source of this 1542-nucleotide messenger RNA. RefSeq lists its product as hypothetical. The transcript is spliced from 6 exons. The record is from RefSeq and is a predicted model, not a curated record. The coding region runs from base 1 to 1542 and encodes 513 amino acids. Lineage: Eukaryota; Fungi; Basidiomycota; Agaricomycetes; Polyporales; Adustoporiaceae. Gene Ontology annotation, molecular function: tRNA dihydrouridine synthase activity; flavin adenine dinucleotide binding. Gene Ontology annotation, biological process: tRNA processing.